CGUACAGUAAGCAAAUGGUGUUUUGCACUUUUGCAGCACGGCGCGAGUUUUUAAAAUACGACUAAUUACAAAUAGUUUAAACAUGACAACAAUAUCAAGUUCUGAAGAAGAGUCAAUAAACACGAGUACGAGUACCUCACCUAUCUUGAAUAGCAAUGAGAAUAGUAACAAGGAAUAUUUUAAAAAACCUCCAACGGUUAAAACAUGGCUGUCAACAAGAUUCUGUUUGGCGUACCUGGCUUGUUUCGGCUUCAUGAAUGUAUAUGCACUGAGGGUGAAUCUUAGUGUUGCAAUUCUUUCAAUGGUCAACUCAAGUUAUAUGGAGAUUCACACACACAACAACAUCAGUGAUGCAUGUCCUGCAUCACCAUCUCACAAGAAUUCAACGACAGGAGAAUUUAACUGGGAUGCCCACAAAAGAUCUUUGGUAUUGGGAGCCUUUUUCUAUGGAUAUAUUCUCACUCAGCUACCAGGAGGCUAUCUUGCAGGCAGGUUUGGUGGGAAGUGGUUGUUUGGUCUUGGUAUUUUGUGCACAUCUGUCCUAACACUGCUUACUCCUGUUGCUACUCGAACCAGUUUUGUUCUUCUUAUUAUUCUGCGUAUUUUCGAGGGAAUUGGGGAGGGUGUAACCUUUCCAGCCAUGCAUUCAAUGUGGGGGAUAUGGGCUCCACCAAGCGAGCGUAGCAGGUUAGUCUCCAUCACAUAUGCUGGUUGUCAUCUGGGAACUGUGAUUGCACAACCUAUAUCAGGGAUUCUGUGUGCAUCAACAUUUUUGGGCGGUUGGCCAUCUGUUUUCUAUGUGUUUGGUACACUGGGUAUUUUAUGGUGCAUUGUAUGGUUCAUAUUUGCACACAGCAAACCUGCCGACCAUCCAAGGAUAACAACUUCGGAACUUAAUUACAUUCAAUCCAACCUUGAACCGAAAGAUGACUCAGUGUCAGUUCCAUGGUGGGAAAUAGCAACCAGCAAAAGAGUAUGGGCCAUCAGUAUAGCUCACUUCUGCAACAACUGGGGCUUUUACACGUUACUUACUUGUCUUCCCACGUACUUGAAAGAUGUUUUAAAGUUUGACAUACAACAGGAUGGAUUCAUAUCAGCGUUGCCUUAUCUUGUGAUGUGGAUCAGUAUAAACUUUAACGGACUAUUGGCAGAUUAUCUGCGUGAAAAAGAAAUCCUUAACACAACACAAACAAGGAAAAUAUUCAAUGCAGUUGCUUUCAUUGGGCCUGGUAUCUUUCUGGUUGCAUCUGGGUUUGUGGGUUGCAACAAAGUAGCAGCGGUUAGUUUGAUCUGCCUUGCCACUGCAUUCAACGGCGCUGGUUUCCCUGGUUUUAAUACCAACCAUGUAGAUAUUGGGCCACGAUAUGCAGGUAUACUGAUGGGUAUAACCAAUACAUGGGCUACAAUCCCAGGUUUUGCUGCACCAGCUGUGGUUGGCCUUCUUACUGAAAACAAUCCCAGCAGAAGUCAAUGGCGCAUUGUGUUCUACAUUGCCGCCGGUGUUUAUCUGACUGGAACUAUCCUCUACUCACUGAUGGCAACUGGUGAAGAGCAGGAAUGGAACAGAGGCAAAAAGAAAGUUGAGCUGGAUCAAAAGCAGCCUUUACUGCAGUGAUUUAAUGUUUUUCUUAGUUUGAAUAGUGCUAUUUGAUUGUUUUAUUGCUUCCAAGUAUUGAUUUUGAUCAUGUGCAAUACUUCUUUCUUCUUUUUUUAAUUUAGAAGUCCCUCUGUUUUUGUAAGAAUAGGCCAAGAUUGUGUGAUUACCAUAUAUUGCAGUUUGCCUUACUGGUAUUGAUUGAUGGAGCCAAAAUAGUUUAAAAUUUAAGAAUCUGUGCCCGAUGUGAUUUUCAAAUGUGCCUUGUUUUAUUGAUAUCUUUAAGAUUCGAAAACUUUUUUCUAUUUUGGUGUUUGUUUUAAAAAUUUUGGGUGAUUGUUUUGAUUUUGUUCCAAUUUAAAAAAGUUUUUCCAAAAUGUUUUGUAUGGCUAGGUGAGUACCUAAAUACAGAAUUUUUGAAA
Messenger RNA from Ciona intestinalis (vase tunicate), 2016 nucleotides. Its product is annotated as sialin. Gene Ontology annotation, molecular function: transmembrane transporter activity. The record is from RefSeq and is a predicted model, not a curated record. Gene Ontology annotation, cellular component: apical plasma membrane. Gene Ontology annotation, biological process: monoatomic anion transport; transmembrane transport. NCBI's taxonomy places the organism in Eukaryota, Metazoa, Chordata, Ascidiacea, Phlebobranchia, Cionidae.